Messenger RNA from Tachysurus fulvidraco (yellow catfish), 3665 nucleotides. It is a transcript of the gene trim65, whose product is annotated as tripartite motif containing 65. The transcript has 7 exons. NCBI's taxonomy places the organism in Eukaryota, Metazoa, Chordata, Actinopteri, Siluriformes, Bagridae. The record is from RefSeq and is a predicted model, not a curated record. The coding region runs from base 136 to 1698 and encodes 520 amino acids. Gene Ontology annotation, molecular function: protein binding; metal ion binding.
GAAAAGGGUGACAUGUACAGCAACAAGCAGGAUAUUUCUGCGUACUACGUCACAGAUCAUUUGUAAGGUUCUGCAUAGCAAACCAUCGUAUUGCUAGCGUCACGUCGCCGUUAGCAAAACCCGAGAGGUCUGGUCAUGGAGGAGCAUAGUCUGACCUGCAUUAUCUGCUUGGAGCGUUACAAAUACCCAGUGACUAUCCCUUGUGGCCACACAUUCUGCAAGGUAUGCAUAUCCAAACACUGGGAUCAGAUAGAGCGAGGUGGACAUCAGAACACAUCAUUCAACUGCCCAGUUUGCAAAAAGACUUUCACUGAAAGACCCACUCUGAACCGAAAUGUGUCCCUGUCCGUUUUGAGCGAAGUGGCAGCCAACAGCAAAGCAGAGAGAGCUGCCGGUGUGGCGUGCAGGACAGACCGUGUCGAAGAUGGCUAUGAAGAGCUCUGUCCUUGCCAUCAAAAGCCUCUUAUCUUCUACUGCAGGAGCGAUCAUAUGUGUGUGUGCUCUGUGUGCUCUGUGAAAGAAUGCAAAGACCAUGACAAGGUGUUGGUGGAAGAAGAAAGGAGUAACAGAGAGGAGGGACUGAAGAAGAAGUCCAUAGAGAUUGGAAAAUGCAUGGAGGAUACAGAGAACAACAUUCAGGCACUUUCUGAAAAUAUCACUGAAGCUAAAGUGUCCCUGCAGCAGACGUCUCAGUGGGUGAGCGCCAAGUUCUCCCAGCUGCUAAAGGUGCUGACUGAGAAACAGGAAGUGACGCAGAGUUUCUUGGAGCAGCAGCAGGCCAGCACUGUGGCUCAGGCUGAGACUCAGCUCAGCAACCUGCAGGAGAAACUCGAGCAGCUCAGAGGGCUACAGGAGCAGAUCAGCAGCCUCUGUUCCCUCCCAGACUGCCAGUUUAUUCAGGUCUCCAGGCUGGUUGAGGUUCCUCAGGUGGGUUCCGUUCCUGUAGAUGUCACUGUAAACCUUCAGGAGAAGCUGAAUCCGGUCACGGACAUUCUGUCUCGCAUCUCAAAGAUGGUGUGUGAGGACCUGGAUAAAGCUGUGUAUGCAGCUGUGAGCCACAACAAAGAAGGCUCUCCUCAAGACAAGAGACCAAUGCUUGCUGUAGUACCAAGUCCAGCCACUCCACCUUACCCAGCAGGAAAGGAAGGCCUCAUUCAAUACCGUUGUUCAUUGACCUUUAACCCUUGUACGGCCAACGCUCACCUCGUGCUUUCUCAGAACAACCGACGGGCAGAGCACCUGAGCUCAGGACCACAUACAGUGCCAACCGACGAGGCGCGCUUUGAUUACACCUGGCAGGUUUUGUGCUCAGAGAAUUUCACACAUGGCCGCCACUACUGGGAGCUGGAGGUGUCUAAGCCUUGGGCAUAUGUAGGUGUGACAUACCCAGGCAUCCCACGCAAGGAGAAAGGCAGGACAUCCAUGCUGGGAAUGAAUGAUCUCUCAUGGAGCCUGGAGCUGAACGAACGCCAGCUCACUGCUUGGCAUGGCAGCCACGGAGACCCUGUAUCAGGUGAGCUGCAGUUAAGCAAGCGGCCUCUGCGCAUCGGAAUGCUGCUGGACUACGACGAAGGCACUCUGGCUUAUUAUGGUGAGAACCAGGUGAGGCUGCACGCCUUCCACUGCAUCUUUUCCCAUGAGCUCUAUCCUGCCUGCUGGAUCGGGGAGGGGGUCAGCGUCACUCUCUGCCCAAUGUGAACAUCUUUUUCCUCUGCAGCAAAUGAACAAGCACACCAUAAGGUCACUUAUGUUCACUGGUGUAGGGAAGUAGUUCCAGGCCUCCAACAACUGUUGUGGAGAUCGUCACCACUAACGCGAGCUUCUAGCAAAAGCCACUUCCUGAAAACUGGACUUUUAUUAGAAAAACAAACUGAGGCACUUUGCUCAAAGACAUUAUAGAAAGAUGCUAGAGCACAAGUUUUGUAUUUAAUAUAAUAUGAACAUCCUUAUUACUUAACUACUAUCACUUAUUUUCUGAUGUUCCAUUUGUUUUUAAGUUAAACAUCGUGUUGCACAUCAUGCACUUUUUGGCAUGGUGAACAUUUUCGGUACUACUAAAAUAAGCCAUGGCCUCACAAUAAGGCAUAUUUAUCUUUACACGGGGCAGAAAAGUGGACCAUGCGGUUAAUAUCAAUCGUUACACGUCUAAGGCUCUAUUUAAUAGAGCUUCCCAGUUCCUGAGGAAACAGGACUCAUGCCUGAUUGAUUGUAUGCAUUCAGUAAGUUACUGAUUUACAGCAUAUUAGUAGUGUAAUUUACAAAUUCCUGAACAGAGAUAAAACUUUUAAUAAUUAUUAAUGAGCAAUGAGCUCAGUGUCUGCUCACGACUUUAUUAAUUUAAGGUUUAAUAAUUAGUCAUUAUUUGUUUUCUCCUGCUGAGAGCAAGGCAAGCUACACGGGAAACAUCUUUUUUUUUUUUGCAAUUUAUUAUUCUGUACAUCUAACACUAUUCAGGAGUUUUGUCUUUCAAUGUAGUAUCACCUUUUUUUCAUCAUCUGUAGAUUCUCUGUUCUUCGGGUGAGUGAAUGUGGUCAUGCGACACAUGUCUACACGUCGGUCACAGUGAAUAAGGAGGAGUAGUGAUUUGCAGUGAGACAUGAAUUGGGAUUUUAUUUGUGUGUGUGUGUGUGUGUGUGUGUGUGUGUGUGUGUGUGUGUGUAGAACCACUCCAAAAUAUUAUUAGCUGUACAAUAUAUAAAACGUAAACGGCUUUGAGCUUUUUAGGUUUAAGGUACUAUGAAUUACAUUUUGUCACUUUUCUUGUUCUCUUGAUCUUACCUUGCUUUACUUCAAAGUCUGUCGUUUCAGUAGCCCUUUAACUUUGUUUAGCCAUUUUAAAAGGGGAUAACACUGAAGCACAUAUUUCUAGUAUUAGUUUAAAAAUGAAUAUUGCUUCAUAGACACUUCAUUUAUUUAUUAAUUAGAUUGUUCAAACUUCAUAGCAUUGAGUGAGGUUUGUAAAUAAUUUGUGGUUAUGUAUCCCAAAAUUAGUACACAAAAUGUAUUACGUGUCUUUUUUUCUUUGUUUUAAGUAACUUAAGCACAGUCUGUAUUUUCUAGAUAUGGUCUACACUCAGCCAGUAACCAGAUUUAAUACGGUGAUGGUUUUUGUGUCUGUCCUUGCUUGUCACAUUGCUGCCUAGUUUGGAUCGUCUGUUUGUGCAGUAUCAAGAAAUAGUGUUUUAAUUCAUGCCAGCAUAUUUACAUUACUGUCCUUCUGUGAAGGGAAUUUUUUUUUCUCGAUUAUUUACUAUAUUAAAUAGUCUUUUUAUUGUGACUGUUACAAUUCAGAUGGGCUUUGAACUGCAAACAGCGUCUGCUUCGAGGAAACAGGGACAAAUGAUCAAUACACUCCAGUUAUAAGUGAUGUGUCCUGAUGUGAAACCCAUCUGAGACUUUCAUCCUAAUUCAACACUGUUUUUCAAUCUAAUCCAGAAACAUUUCGGGUUUUUUUUUUCUUCAGCAAGAAGAUACAUCACUUCUAACAGAGGAGGAAAAAACAUUAAAUGGACAAAGUGUCAUCCAAGAGAAACAGAAUCUGUCUUUACCCUGAAAAGUGUAUUUUAAAAUGUUUGCAGUUAAAAAAAAAAAAAAAAGACAACCUUGAAAACCAGACCUUUAAACUUGUACAUAUUACUUUAAUAAAAUACAACCAUUAUGUUAGA